AUCAGAUUGACAAGUUUGUGAUUUUCGUAAUUUAUAUUUUUGGGUUUCAAGUAUUUUUUUACCUGAGUAAGUUUAAAAAUUGUCUUGCACAAAGCGAAAUUCAAGAUCGUUAAAGUAUAAAAUAUCAUAUGUAUCAAUAAUUCCAUUACUUUGAGUGGAUGAUGAAAAAAAUAGCUUUAAUAGGAUGAUAACAAAAGAUAAUAUAAAAAUUCAGCCUUGUCUCGUUUUGUGUUAUUUUUCGUCACAUGUGUACAGUGAGGAUUAACGAGUCAUGAACGAUCCGAGUGCUAAAAUACAGGAAUGAAUACGUAACUAAGAAAGUGAUUGUAGGAUUUGUGACGUCACUAGAACGAAAAGACAAUAAAAUAUCGCUUCCACCGCUUCUACUUUAAAAUGUUUAUUAGUUUUUUUAGGUAAGUGCGAGCGUAUUUACACUGACGUAGUAAGGGGAGAGUUCGCGGCGUAGAGGUGGUUUUCCGCGAGGAUGGGCGGCGAUGUCUGCCCCCUCCGAUAGCGCUGCGAGCCCUUCACCAUGUGCAUGCACCAAUAUAUCGCUCAUGCAAUUGUUUCAUGAGCUAAAACAGAAAUUUCCUGGUGUCCCCGAUCAUGUUGUAUCAAACACCAUUGAAUUGUAUUGCCAUGAUAAAAAAGCUUGUGAGACACAUCUCCACCGAGAAGUCAAAACCUCCUUAACACACGCUUAUCAUGCGUCGUCACUGGCAGCUGCACGGCAGCUCAAUGAACUUAAGAUCAACCCGCCACUGAAGUGUCGCAAUCAACCUAUUGUAAGGCAUGAAGCUGUAAAAUCAACAAAUGUUAAAUCUAUUACUUGCCAAGCUCCUCAAAAAGCUUUAAUAAGCACAAAUACUGAGGCAGAUAUUCCAAAAGUGAACACUGAUGCCAAUCAAAAUGUUGUUGAUUUAAAAACAAAUGAACCUGCAUGCUCGCCAAUCACAAUUGUGAAUCUUGAUAAUUGUUUCGUAAAGUACAAUGCAGAGUCACCCAGUGAUUUGGAAUUGACAAAUGAAAACAGAAAGGUUGAUAAUGAAAAUCAUAAUAAUCAACCUGAAGAAUUGAAGGAACAGAUAAAAGAAGCUGAGCAACCAGAAAGUACGAAUUAUAAAAUAUUAAAGAGCAACAAAAUUAAAUGUAAUUUGCAUGAAAGGUUGGAAAGUGCUAAAGAAAAGAAAACUAUUAAGAAAAAUAAAGAGGAGCCUAAAGAACAGCAACCUCCAGUAGAAAGCCAAAAGCCACAGAGACCAAAUACGUUGAAUUUUAUAAAACCCAAUCCAGAUAUUGCAUUUAGCGAGAACAAUAAACAUCCUGAGGCUGAAUCGUGUCGUACUGUAUCACCGGCUCCAUCUUUAACAAAAUCAGAGGGCAAAGAUCAUAAAAAUAGCCCUUAUAGAGCAGACAGAGGGUAUCCCCUGAAUUUGUCUGUAAAUGUCAAUUGUCAUAUGGACUUGAGUCGUGCAUAUGCUGAUCCAUGGUUGGAAGACUACGAAAGCCCUAGAGCUAUCACAUCAGUAAAUUUGACGGUUUGCACACCAACGUCCAAUAUGGCAAGUCCUGUGCGAGAGAAUAGAGAUGAUGACGGAGGUUUUGAGGGGCAUGUGACAGUGACAGUCAGCCCGAGCACGCCGAGGCCUGCAGCAAGGCGUAGAGCGCCGCCUCCACCGCCUACAUCGAGAAUUGAUUCGCCAAGACCUACCAGAGUGGCUCCUGAUCCACCAGGAAUGGACCGUCUAUUAAUUGAACGUCAAAAGGAGCGUCUCUCCCGUUUAGCGGCGGCGCUAGUGCAAGAGAAAGGUCGAUUGGCACAAUUGAAUCGUGAGACACAAAUCCUGGCCGCUCCCACGCCUACGCCCUCUGCAGCUCAGAGAUUGAAAGACCAUGUGGAACGGCUGAGAGACGAAUGUGAUAUACUUGCCAAGCGACUCGAAAUGGGUGCUAGGGCGCCCCGGAUGAUGCCCGUCCCCGAGAUGGACGACGCGGGCAACUUCUACAGCAACAUCUACACGGGCCAGCGGCCGCCCUCCUCGUGGCAGUGCCACAUGUGCACGUUUCGCAACCACCCGCUGCUGGACAAGUGCGAGGAGUGCGACAUGCCGCGAAUAUUCGUAGUUCGUGCUCCGGAUGGAAUUACUGUUCGCUUAAUGCCCGGUCGUCGGAAGAUUGUGCGGUCGUGGGUUUUAUGAAACGAAGUAAUGUCUACGAAUUAUAAGUUCUCUAAUCUAUCUUAAGUGCAGUAGUCGAAAACAAUCUGUGAUAUUCGCAUUUGGUCAUUAAAGUCUGAUUUUACGUUGAUAUUUUGAGUCACAUUCCAAAUUGUAAGAAGGCUAGUCUAUGAUUGCAUUUUAUAGGCUUCAGGAAAAUAACGAUAAAGUAUGAAAUCAAAUCUUUCCUAUUCUCACUCGAGUGCUCUGUUGUACCAAAUGCGAAUAACUGUAUGUUAUUUACAUUUUAUCACUGCUGCACUUUAGGUGGAUAGGAAAGUACUACGUAGUGAAAAUAAUCUAUAAGUACGUACCUAUUUUAAUACUACAUAUUUAAAAUAUCUUAUCAAUUUUGUAUUUAUCGUUAGAUAUUUUGAUAUAUUACUGAGAAAUCUAUAUCAAAGCUUGGAUGAAGUCGAGACGAUGUAUUUUAUUUUUUCUUUUACUUAAUAAGAGAUAUGUUUAUGAGUAGAAACACUAUAGAAGCUUGUUUCAAAUUAGGAAUUUUUCUUCCAGAAAAAUUAUACUAGAAUUUUCUUUUCAUUGAUAAAUGUGAACCGCAACAGAAAUGAAGUCAUACUUAGUAAUUAUGUAUUCACAGUAGACUGUUUAGGAGAAAAUAUAAUUUAGUACCUACAUCGAUUUAAAAUCAAUCUGUAUAAAAAAUAUUUAUAUAUUCACUUAAUAUAUUAAAACAAACAUAUAAAUAUAAAAGAAAAAUAUACAAACGCACCACAUUUGCUAUGGUGCUGUAAGGGUGCUGUAUAUAUUUUUGUGAAUGAAAAAUUUACCAUAGCUAAAUAGUUCAACCAAAUAAGUAGGAAACUUGUAAAAUCAUUAAUUAUUCUAUUUAAAAAUCCAGACAUAGACAACAAUGUUGUAAAUACGCUUUAAAAUCAAUAUCAAAAUAACUGAAAUACUUUAUAAAGCAACACAGAAUACUAAACUAUCCACAGAAACUAUCUAUAUUUUUAAAUGAACAUUAAUAUUUUGCAUUAAAAAAUGUUUUUUACACAUUAAUUCUUUAAAAUUUUUAAUUCAAUUCAGUUCUGAGAAAGAUUCAAUACUUUGGCUUAAAAAGGUGCAAGUCAUAUGCCGCCACUUUUAUGUGUAUGAUAAUCGCAUUAGUAUGUACGUGAGAAUGACAAGAAAAGAUAUAAUAUCGGCUUAAAACUAGACACACAAUCACGCUCAAAAAUUGUCCGAAGCAAAUCUCUGCCUACUUGUCUAUUUAGCAGAGUUUUGAAUGAUUGCAUACAACAGGCUGAACAUUAUUGCAAUAAGGUGUUAAUUUCAUUGAAUCUGUUGUAUUACGCGCUCGGACAUUUUGACGACUUUUUAACAAGCAAAAUUGCAGUCCAUUUGUUUAAACGUCAAUGAGUUGAAUCCGGAGAUUUUAUAUAUACUUCCCGAACAAUUUGCAAGCAUUAACUAAAUAAAUUACACUUACUCUAAAAGAAACCGAGUCAAAUUUCCUCUUACACAUAUUAAAAUUAUUUAAGCAACAUGCAAAAUAAUUUAAAUCAAAACGACGAAUUUACACUUACCU
Molecule: messenger RNA, 3765 nt
Organism: Colias croceus (clouded yellow)
Lineage: Eukaryota; Metazoa; Arthropoda; Insecta; Lepidoptera; Pieridae
Gene: Tab2
Exons: 5
Coding region: 495-2198 (567 amino acids)
Source: RefSeq, a predicted model, not a curated record